GGUGGUGGGCAGGGUCCAGCACAGAAGUGCCCCCUGUCUCCAGACACCUGCUGCUGGCUCCAAACUGACAUCAAGGACACUGUACGACUGUGAAUCAGUGGAAGACAGACAGACAGACAGACAGAGGGGGAGAGAGGAGCAUUUGCUGGCUGACCCCAUGCAUUUGUGGCAGUUUGGGUAGUCAUUACUGUCUCCUUUUAGAUCUUUCUGACUGAGGAGCGGCGAAGAAAGCUUUCCGAGGGAUCUCACCCCACACAUUCUCUGCUCUCCUCUCUGAGGGAUGGGCACCACAGAGGCAACUCUACGAAUGGAGAACAUGGAAGUGAAAGACGAGUGGCAGGAUGAGGACUUCCCCAGACCCCUCCCAGAGUACGGAGACAUGGACUCAUCCUGUGGUCUCACAGAUGACAGAGCCUCUGCUCCCACCUCCCUGAAUGUGACCCCACCUGGUGGAGGGGGAGGGGGGAGGACAGGGGGGGCAGGAUCCCACCGUAAAAGACGGACACUGAUCGCACCAGAGAUGAACCUGUCGCUGGACCAGAGCGAGGGUUCACUGCUGUCAGACGACUUCUUAGAUACACCAGAUGAUUUGGACAUUAACGUAGAUGACAUCGAUACUCCAGAUGAGACAGAUUCCCUGGAGUUCAUCACCAACGGCAAUGACCUGGAGUGGGAAGAUGACACCCCAGUGGCUUCUGCCAAAGCAGGUUCUGGUAACAACUCAGGAGAAGCAGAUGGGGAUGGAAACACCAACAACGGACGCCUGUGGAGGACAGUGAUCAUUGGAGAACAGGAACACCGCAUUGACAUGCAGGUCAUCAGACCAUACCUCCGCGUCAUCACACAUGGAGGGUACUACGGUGAAGGCCUUAAUGCCAUCAUCGUGUUCUCUGCCUGUUACCUGCCUGACAGCAGCUGUCCAGACUACCACUACAUCAUGGAAAACCUCUUCUUGUAUGUGGUGAGCAGCUUGGAGAUGCUUGUGGCUGAAGAUUACCUGAUAAUUUACAUGAACGGAGCCACUCCUCGGAGUAAGAUGCCAGGGAUCAGCUGGCUCAAGAAGUGUUACCAGAUGAUUGACAGAAGAUUGAGGAAGAACCUGAAGUCUCUGGUCAUCGCUCAUCCCACAUGGUUCAUACGCACCGUCCUGGCCAUAUCCAGGCCAUUUAUCAGUGUGAAGUUCAUGAAUAAGAUCCAGUAUGUCCACAGUCUGGAUGAACUGGCUGGGCUUGUCCCCAUGGAGCACGUCCAUGUUCCUGAGUGUGUGGUGCAAUUUGACGAGGAGAGGAUUAAAGCAAGGAGAGAAAGGAUGGAGCAGGAGCAGAGACAACAGGAACAGCAGUCAGUUGCACAGGAGUCCAGUAAAAAGUCAGAGAGGCCGAAGUCAAUGAUUGUAGAUAAAGGAUUAUGAGAAGGGCAGAUGUGUGGAGCAUGAAGCCUUGAUUUAUACCUAUAAGAGGUCCAACAUCCGUGCUUCCCUGUUUUCAAUGUGCGACUCCAGUUUAGCACCGUCAUUCUCUGAUCAAGAUGGUGACAGUUCCAUCUCAUAUAAUCAUUCCCACUGGGAACGUCCUCUUCCUCUAAACCCCACAGGGUUUCAGACUGAAACUUUAAAUUGUACAAAAGAAGAUGCUGAUGCAGGAACUAUUUUAUGAUGGGAACUGUUGCUGUUUUCAUUCAUCUGCUGGUACCGUAGGACUCAGUGGCGGGCCAUGCAUUUGGUACCCGGGCCUUCACUGGGGACUUACUUGACUUAGUCCACUUCUUCAUACCACCACUAUGAUUUCACAAUUAUAGAAACCAUCAAUAUAAUACAAAAAAUGUAAAAUCACAAGGUGCGGUAUUGCAGAGAGAGAGAGAGAGAGUGACAUUUCACAUGUUGAGGGUGAAUACCAUUAUUACUGAAGCAAAAAACCCAGUUUAAGAAAACUCCAAACCACUACACUACAACCACAGCUGUGCCAUGUAGAGCUGUCAUCUGGAGCAGCUCAGAAUCAAUAUUUAUCUAAUAACAUGACAAAAACAUAAAAAUUUUAAAUAAAAUACAUCAUAGCAUACUCAACAGAGAUGCUCAUUAAUUAACAGUUACAUACAAAAUACAGUUUCAUGGAACAAAUAUUAGAAUUCAGGUUGUAAAUGUAGGUCAGUAUUUCUGAUGAUGUUUAGGCCAGCAGAGAAGGCCUUGCUGGUCCUGACGGCCCACCACUGGUAGGACCUGUUUGUGCUGUGUGUAUUGAAACGUCAAACUACCUUGAGGCUCUAGAAGUCCACGACAAUGGAAGUUAUAAUGUAACACAGAAUAAGAAAUCAACCAUUCAGACAUGUUUGGGUGAAAACAUUUUUAUUUUCAUGUGAUAACAAGAAUUACUGUCCUCACACAAAGUUAAGGGAAUUCUACAUUGUGUUUUUGUUGCUAUUGUUUCCUGCCAACUUGUGCUUUGAUCAUGAGAACUCUACAAUGAUGAAGUGAUUGAAAAUUUUUGAUAAAUAAGGCAUAUAAUUUUUGAGUUGGAGAGGUCAACUUAGGCUGGAAUGAAGGCUAAUGAACAUGAAAAUGUUCUCCAUGCAUAGACAGCGAUAUUCAUCUGAUCUGCCUUGGCAGAGGUCUGCGCUCUCUGAGUGCUUUUCUUGUUAUUUUUGAAACUUGCUUAAACAUUAUAUUCAUGCUAACAGCACAAAUAUGGAUAUAUAUGUCUUAGAUUUGUUUUUUUUAAUGUAAAAAUUGUAGUUUUUCAAUGAAUCAUAUACCUUUAUCUUUAUUUCUGCUGUUUCCUCAAGCCUUUAUAAUCCGCUGUCAUGCUGUGGUGAUGUUUCAGAGACAUGUACUAACAUCACAAUGACAUAUAGAUCUGACUGUAUCAUCUCCUCUGGUCCCAUUUGUUUGGUGAAUGUUCCUCUAUGCCCAUUAGUUCUAUUCUGUUCUAUUGUCAGUAAUGUGCCUCGGUCUUCAUUUGUGUAAAAAUGCAAAAACAUGGACUCCACUUUUUCUUUUGGAAAACCCAUGUGAAAAACUUUACUAGAGUCACCAUGAAUGUUGUAAAAUGCUUAUAGCGUACAGUUAUUGCAGCCUCACUAUACAUCUGUUAGUGCCACAUGAUACUAAUCCACCACACAAUGUAAAACAUUAGUAAAAUGUUAAAAACCGGUGAA
Messenger RNA from Sphaeramia orbicularis (orbiculate cardinalfish), 3150 nucleotides. RefSeq names its product ATCAY kinesin light chain interacting caytaxin a (gene atcaya). The record is from RefSeq and is a predicted model, not a curated record. Gene Ontology annotation, cellular component: cytoplasm. The transcript has 13 exons. Lineage: Eukaryota; Metazoa; Chordata; Actinopteri; Kurtiformes; Apogonidae. Bases 281 to 1411 code for a protein of 376 amino acids. Gene Ontology annotation, biological process: apoptotic process.